Klebsormidium nitens is the source of this 3761-nucleotide messenger RNA. NCBI's taxonomy places the organism in Eukaryota, Viridiplantae, Streptophyta, Klebsormidiophyceae, Klebsormidiales, Klebsormidiaceae. The record is from the annotation of a GenBank genome assembly.
GUCCAGCUUGUGAACCAGCCUCAAAAUCAGAGUCCUGAAAGCGUACGUUCAUGGCUACCUUGGGCUACCUAUGGUAUUUUCCAAUUCGCUUGUAGCGGUAGAGGAGGCGCUGAAGCUUGGAAGCGGGGCGCUGUUGAGCACUGAAGGAUAGGGAGCCAUACUGCUAAAGAUCACCUGGUUGCUUCGGAGGUACAGGACUCAAAACUGCGAUUCGGCGACAGGAAAAACGUUAGUUGGAUCAAACAGUCGUGGCGUGGCAUUUGUUGUAGCUUCAUCCUCUAGGAAGUGAGAGGUAGGAUUUCUCUGUCCGGUGCAAUGGAGGACGAGGACGUGCCCAUGGAAGAGGCUGGAGAACCAUCUACGCCUGUUCGUUCUGGGAAAAGACCGCGACCGGACGACGAGGAGGACUUUCGGGUUGGUUCCAUUAUGCGCUUUGACCUCAAGGACUUCAUGACGUACAAGGACAUGUCAUUCUGCCCCGGCCCCCGCCUGAACCUCUUGGUCGGCCCCAAUGGAACGGGCAAGAGCUCCAUCGUCUGCGCCAUUGCGCUGGGGACUGCCGGCUCUCCCAAUCUUCUCGGACGGGCCGGACAGGUCGGGGACUAUGUCCGGAGGGGCGCAGAAUGGGGCAGUGUAAAGCUGACCUUACGGGGGAAAGAGGAAGGGUCUGCGAUCUCUGUGUACCGCAAGAUAUACAAGAACAACAACUCCCAAUGGCAACUCAAUGGGAAGAACUGCCGACAGGAGGAUGUUAAGCGUGUGGUUAAGGAGCUCAACCUGCAAGUUGGGAAUCUCUGCCAGUUUCUACCCCAAGACAAGGUGUCCGAGUUUGCAAAGAUGGACCCCAUCCGGUUACUGGAAGAGACGGAGAAGGCAGCGGACAACGGCCUUUAUGAGCUGCAUCAAGACUUGGACAAGGCCUCCAAGGACGUCAAGGGCCUUGACACGACGGUUGAGCAGCACCAGCGGCAGCUCGAGCGUUUGCGUGGAGAGCAGAAGUCGCUGCAGCCGGAUGUGGAGCGCAUGCAGGAGCGGGAGAAGAAGCUGGAGGAGGCGAACCUGAUGAGCAUGAAGCGGCCGUGGUUGGAGUUUGACAAGGCCAAGGUGGACAUGGCGCAAGCAAAGCAAGCGUUUCAGGAGAGCAAGGCUACGAAGCAGGAAAAGGAGGCUGAGAUUAAGCACCUGAAGGCGCCGCUCGAGAAAAAGAAGGCGGAGAAGGCUGCGGCGACCGCUGCAAGCAAGAAAGCGCAGGAUACUGCCAGGAAGCUGGAAGCCAAGAGGACAGAGUUGGGUGAUGUGUCGCAGGACCUCGAGAACAGAGUGGAUGCGAAGGAGAAGGAGAUCGAGGGAGUGAAGCGGGCAGAGCAGCAGCGGCUGGAGAAGCUGGACAAGGCUCAACAAGAACUAGAGGCGGUGGAAAAGGAGCUAGAGGAGCUGCCGCCGUACCAGCCCAAGACGGAGGAGCUCCAAGCUCUGAAGGCGCCGUACAUGGAGGUCGAGGCGCGAGUCCGGGAGAAGCACGGCGAGAUCAGCGAGGCGGAGGAAUCGAAGCGGGGCGACAUGCAGAAGCUGGCGUGGCUGGACCAACAGAUCAAGCAGAUGGAGGACGCCAAGAGCCGGCGGCUGCAGGCGCUGAGCCGUAACGGCAACUCCCGCAUCUUCGACCUUGUGCGGCGACUCAACGAACUGCGCCCUCAGCUCAAGGGACCGGUCUAUGGGCCAGUCUUGCAAGAGGUGACGGUGGACAACCGGCUGCACGCGCAGUUCUUGGAGAAGCAGUGCCCCAAGUACGUGUGGACGGCCAUCGUGUGCUCCGACCAAGACGACAAGACGCUGCUCGACAUCGAGCUGAAGCCCUUCUUCGGGACGGUCAUCCGGCGGGACCUCAACGCACCCUCCUACGUCAGGACGAAGUUCGCAGUCUCGGAGCAGAUGAAGCAGGCGGGCGUCCUCGGCACGCUCGACCAGCUCUUCACGUGCCCGGACCUCGUCAAGGAGGCGCUCUGCGAUGCGGCGAUGCUGCAGAAGUCGUACUUCGGCAACGAGCGCGCGGAGGACAGCGCGCAACAGGUGGUCGAGCACUUCGGCAUCCAGGACAUCUGGCUGCCCAACACGCACCUGCGGACGACCCGGUCCAAGUACGCCGACGCGCGCUCCACCAACGCGUCGUCCCUCCGGCCGCUGAAGCUCUUCUCCGAAGGUGUGAACACGAACGAGCUGGCCGGCUUGAAGCAGCAGCAGCAAGAGUUGUUUGCGAGCGUGCAGCAGAAGGAGGCCCAAGUUGUCGAGUUGAAGCGAGAGCAGGCGGAACUAGAGCGAGCGGUCGCCGAGCUCAACCGUCAGCGGGAGACUCUGGUAAGGAAGAAUCAGGAAGAGAAGAAGCGAAGGACCGACUUGGAGCGCAAGAUAGACAUGCGGCGCAAGAAGGUCGCAUCGUAUGCGCAGCCCGCGGACGUGGAGCGCGCCGAGGCGAAGCUGCGCGCGGACAUUGCCGCGCUCAACGACGCGCGCUUCACCAAGGCUCUCGCGCUGCGGGACACCUUCCGCGCGCUCGUCGACGCGCAGAUGCAGUACAGCGGCCUCGUGCUGGACGCCGCGAAGCUGGAGGAAGACGUAAACAGGCUGCAAGAAGAGUUUGACGAGCAGAACCAGGCAGUGGUGGCGCUCGAGGAGGAGCUUCGGCGGAACAAGGCGCAGUACGAGAAAGCAAAGAACACCCUCAAGGAGAAGCUGGCCUACGCCCACUCGGUGUGCGAGCCCGGUAUUCACAACGAAGCCUGGGAAAAGUUCCCGGACACGAUUGAGGCUCUGGACGAGGCCAUCGAGGACCUGAAACUAGAGGCGGAGCGCAUUAUCUGCGACAAUCCCAACGUCCUGCGCGAGUUCCAAGAGCGCGCGCGCAGCAUUGCGGAUCUGGAAGAGAAGCUGGAGGACGAGCUCUCAGGCCAGGCCGGCAAGCACGAUAAGAUUGAAGAGCUCAAGGCCCAGUGGCUGCCCCAGCUGCGCAAGGUGGUCGCGCGCAUCAACGACACCUUCUCGCACAACUUCGCCGAGAUGGCCGUCGCAGGGGAGGUGGCGCUCGACGAGAAGGGCUUGGAGUUUGACAAGUACGGCAUCAUGAUCAAGGUCAAGUUCAGAGAGGGAGAGCCGUUGGCGGUGUUGAGCACGCAGCACCACUCGGGAGGGGAGCGGUCGGUGUCCACUAUUCUGUACCUCAUCUCCAUGCAAGACCUGUCCAAGUGCCCCUUCCGGGUUGUCGACGAGAUCAACCAAGGCAUGGACCCGAACAACGAGCGCAAGAUGUUCCAGCAGCUCGUGCGCAGCGCCAGCCUGCCAGACACGCCCCAGUGCUUCCUGCUCACACCGAAGCUGCUGCCUGACUUGGACUACUCCCCGGAGUGCACCAUCUUGAACAUCAUGAACGGGCCGUGGCUGGGGGACACCGCAAAGAAGUGGAAACCUGACGAAUCUCUUUUGGCCAACGUCGGCAAAGCCUAGAAGUUUCUGCAACUCAAGGCGCCAUUACAGUCGGUCGACAUGGUAUCACGAGCUUGCAAGCUGAAUAAUGUCGUUUACUCACAUCCUGUACCUUUGAGAUGUAUGAAACUGCCGUAUCGACGAGAUGUAAUCCAAUGACUCAUGUGCACAUCACCUAGGUAGUUGGCAAUAAAUCUUGAUUCGAGCAUGCAUGAUCCUGAUUAGGCUGCAGGCUUAAGCCGAUGUGUUUGCAAUAGCAUAUUAAAUCGCUCAUCGUAAUGUAU